AAUCACCAAAUCCUCUGAAUAAAUCCCCUCGAUUCGAAAUAAUCCAAGGCCGGACCAAACAUCAUCAUGACGUCCCAACUGAAGCCAAUCAAGCUCUGGGGUCACGCUGGGCCCAACCCCAUCAAGGUCGCCAUUGUGCUCGAGGAGCUUGGUAUCCCCUACGAGACGGAGAAUAUCCCAUUCUCGGAAGUCAAAAAGCUACCGUACGUGGCGAUCAAUCCGAACGGCCGCGUGCCAGCCAUUGAGGACCCCAACUCUGGUCUCACUCUGUGGGAAUCUGGAGCCAUCAUCGAGUACCUCAUCGAGAAAUACGACACCGACAACAAGCUCAGCUUCCCUCGCGGCAGCAAGGAGGACUACCUGGCGAGGCAGUGGCUGUACUUCCAGGUCUCCGGGCAGGGGCCGUACUACGGUCAGGCGGUCUGGUUCAACAAGUUCCACCAAGAAAAGCUGCCCAGCGCGGUGGAACGAUACGUCAACGAGAUAGGCAGGGUGACCCACGUCCUAGAAGGCUACCUCGCAGCGCAGAAGGCCAAGGGCGGGAGCGAUGGGCCUUGGCUGGUGGGCAACAAGCUCUCAUUCGCUGAUCUCGCCUUCAUUCCGUGGCAGAAUUACACCUUGACAGGUUUUAUUGAGGGAUUUGAUGCGACAAAGUAUCCGGUCGUCAAGGAGUGGCUCGAGAAGAUGCUUGCGCUUCCCUCGGUGCAGGCAGCCCUCCCCAAGGAGGGAUGAUCCAUCAUCUCGGAGGGGCAAAUACACAGGGGUCGCAUUCGAAGCCAGCAUAGCGGUGUGAUAAUGCCUUUGAGAUUGAUCAAGAUAUCAUCUAGACAAUGAUAAUCAAGACACAUGACGCAGACCCUUCGAU
Molecule: messenger RNA, 865 nt
Organism: Cryphonectria parasitica EP155
Lineage: Eukaryota; Fungi; Ascomycota; Sordariomycetes; Diaporthales; Cryphonectriaceae
Product: glutathione S-transferase
Exons: 2
Coding region: 67-732 (221 amino acids)
Source: RefSeq, a predicted model, not a curated record